AUGUCGCCUGGAUCAGAUGCUGUUGCCGAUGUUAAUGGGCGUCUUCUUUCCCAAUCUGACCCCUUUGUUGUUGUCGUUAGUUGUCUUGGGAAGACAGGGGGGACUAUCUGGCAACUUUUUGAUAUACCGGCACACAACCCAGGCGUACGUCAACUGCUCCAGACCGUCACCAAGGAGUACGAAACCGACAGUGGCAUGGAGACACUUACCAUCAAUUUCCAGUUUAACGAGUCGGGGAAUGGGUCGUACAGGGUUAACGUCACCGGCGAAAAGGUACCGACGUAUCAAAAGUAUUCCCCUGCAUUCGCUCUCAAACAAUGUUUCGACGACAAGAUGAAAUCUGAAAAUGGUCACACGUUGUUUCAAGACUUCAGUAUUCACAUUAAGCAUCUCCCCUUUCGCCAAAGUAAGAAUGGAGUUUGGCAGAAGCUUUGCCACUCUUCUUAUUAUGCACGAGAGGACGAUUUGAACCUCAUGGUGAGUCGUCUCGAAGUCGGCAACGGUGACCUGGCCCGACCUACGGUGUACUACGCUGUCGCACCUGCUGGGUCGGGGAAGAUAGCCAGCGUGGCCGCUGCUUUUGUUCAAAGUGCCAAGGGCAACAGGAUGGAGAGCUACACCCAUUAUCUUUACAUCGCUUUCUCAAAUAACAAGGACCGAAACUUUCAAGCUCACGGUGCAGUUUCCGACGACGCGACGCAAGCUUAA
Seminavis robusta is the source of this 708-nucleotide messenger RNA. Lineage: Eukaryota; Bacillariophyta; Bacillariophyceae; Naviculales; Naviculaceae. The record is from the annotation of a GenBank genome assembly.